AUGUCUGUUGACCGUGGAAUUGAUUAUAUCUUAUCAAGAACUCACAAAACAAAUAUAACUGGAUUGAAAGAUUUACCGAAGCUUGUUCAACAGUUCAUUCCGUUGGAUCAUUUAUCCACAAGCAAAACAAAAUUAGAUGUUAUUGAGCAGAGAAAAAUAAACAGAAAUGAAAGGAAGCAUUCUACUUGGAAGAAUCUUUCAACACGCAAAUUCAGAAAGCAAAACUUUAAAUACGAUAAAAGUAAAAUAACAUACGCAAUGAUUGAGCCUAUUUCUAAACUAUGGCAUGACUAUGCAGAAAGGGUAGGCGGAAAUGAGCAAAGUGUCACUAAAAUGGACCUCCAUGGAGCUCCAAUCACUGUAGUUGCAUCAAGAGAUCCAAAUCUUAUUGGUUUUGAAGGUUUGAUAGUUAAAGAAUCUGCUGGUGCAAUUAUAGUUGUAUCCAGUGAUAAUAAAGUAAAGCAAAUCAAUAAAAAUCACACUUUGAUUUGUCUUCAUCAUCCAAAACAGAAUUACGAGAUUAAUUUAUCAGCAAUCCGCUGCCGUCCAUUCCACCGUCCAACAAAGAAGUAUAAGAUGCGUACUCCAAUUGAUUUACCAUUUUAA
This is a messenger RNA of Trichomonas vaginalis G3, 606 nucleotides long. RefSeq names its product ribonuclease P subunit P29 family. Gene Ontology annotation, biological process: tRNA 5'-leader removal; rRNA processing. The coding region runs from base 1 to 606 and encodes 201 amino acids. Gene Ontology annotation, molecular function: ribonuclease P RNA binding. NCBI's taxonomy places the organism in Eukaryota, Parabasalia, Trichomonadida, Trichomonadidae. Gene Ontology annotation, cellular component: ribonuclease P complex; ribonuclease MRP complex. The record is from RefSeq and is a predicted model, not a curated record. The transcript has a single exon.